AUGAAGUUUAAAUCAAGCGAAAUAACCUUCAAUAAAAUGCUCAAUAAAGUUUUGAGAUAUCUCUUCUUUCUCAUUUUAACUUUCUGGUUAUCAAUAAGAUCAAAACCAUCAGAAAUUCAACCCAACGACAGAACAUUUCCCCAGAAUAUCUGUAGCAUUUCCCCAGAACUAGUGUCAAUAUCAAAUCGAUUGUGUUGUCUUUGGUCUUCCACGCGCGAUAAUACUUUACGUAAGUCUACUUUACCUCUCAUGUCUAAUCACAGAUAUGGCCUUCAAUUUAACAUUGCGAAUAGUAAUUUGCACCUUCUCUUGUGUAUUCUACUCGCUGGUGAUAUAGCAACUAAUCCUGGACCUGCUUGCAUCUCAACUGAAAUUCGUUCUCAAAACAGCCAGUUGAAGAGCUUAGUCCUCAAUGCAAGAAGUCUAAAGAGUAUUAACCGAGAUGAAGUGUCUAAUCAGCCAGUUUGUAAUCUUCAGCGCUUUCAAAACCUUGUAUAUAAUGAAAACUCUGAUGUUAUUUGUGUGAACGAGACAUGGUUGAAUAAUUCUAUAUCUAAUGAGGAAAUUUUGCAUUCCGGAUUCACCAUUUACAGAAAAGAUCGUAAAGACCGAUACGGUGGAGGAGUCCUUGUAGCGAUAAAAACGGAUUCUUUUAAAUCUGUGAAGGAGUUCUCACCUAAUGGAGAGGAAUUUGAAGAUUUACAAAUCGUAUCAACUGAAUUGCGAACUGUUACUGACAAGAAAAUUCUAUUUUGUUGUUGCUAUCGUCCUCCUAGUGCUGACCUGAGUUGGAUGGAUAAAUUUAAGAUCUUUCUGGAUACAAUCUGUGACCUCUACUAAGACGUUGUAAUUGCGGGAGACUUCAAUCUUCCAAACAUCCCAUGGAGAUCGAUAGAAAAAGCCGCUGGUAUUAACGAACUUUCCUUCCUUGAGUUACUGGAUGAUCAUCAUCUACUUCAACUCAACAACACUCCUACACGCGGAAAUAACAUACUAGACCUUGUUAUCACAAAUGCUCCAGACCAUGUCAAUGUGACACAGAUAUUGUCUCCGGAAGAAACAUCCAUUUUUACUGACCAUCAUACUAUCUCAUUCGAUUUCUCCGCAUUUAUCAAAAAACCAAGGAAGUCGGUCAGAACUGUAUACGACUAUACGAAAGGUGACAUGGUUGGUCUUUGUGCUGCCUUACGUGAAAUAGACUUAUCUACAACCAUUUUAGAAUCGUGUGAUGACAUUAAUACCGAUUGGAAGCGUUGGAAGGACACUUUUCUUUCAAUCGUUUCAGAAUUCAUCCCUAAGAAGCAAUUGAAAGGUAGAAAUCCGUUACCAUGGAUCAACGGCGAUAUUCUCCAUCAAAUUAAGAAAAAAGACUCUAUUCGACGAAGAUUGAAAGCCACUCCUACUGCACAUCUUCACGAGAAAUACAAGAGAAUGCGUUCUAAAGUUAAACGGUUACUUAGUGACAGCCGCGAGAAUUUCUUCUCCUCGGUUAACAACAACUUUAUUAACAAUCCCAAGCGCUUUUGGUCUGUACUUAAACAUAAAUCAAAAACUUGCAGCAUCCCCGAUUUCAUUUCAAUGCCUGCAGCACUCAACUCCUCCGAUCAAAUUCACAUUAGACCUAGCGCAACGAGACCAGCUGAAAUAGCCAAUAUGUUCAAUACUUACUUUGCAUCAGUAUUUGCAACAGACAACUUAUCUGAUCAAUCUGAAGAACUAAGUACUGACCCAUUCAUAUCUGAAGUAAUUGUAAGCGAACUGGAAAUUGAAACUUUACUUAAAACCCUCGAUAGCAACAAAGCAACCGGUCCAGAUGAAAUUCCAGCCAGACUACUCAAAGUGACUGCCUCCAUUAUUGCUCCCUCUCUUUGUAAAUUAUUUAAUAAAUCAUUACGCCUUGGCACGGUUCCAGAAGAAUGGAAGCUAGCAAAUGUUGUACCUGUAUUUAAGAAAGGUGAAAAAGAUCACUGCGAAAACUACAGACCGAUCUCACUCUUAUCGAUUGUUUCGAAACAGCUAGAACGUUGUGUCCUUAUGAACAUCAAGUGCCAUUUGUCCCAGAUUAUCUGCAAGUGUCAACACGGGUUCCUUCGAGGUAAAUCAUGUGUAACAAAUCUUCUAGAGGCAAUUGACUAUAUUGGCAGGAUUCUGGACAAUGGGGGACAGGUAGAUACGAUCUAUCUCGAUAUGUCUAAAGCCUUUGAUCGGAUUAAUCAUACGAAAUUAAUUACUAAACUGAGAAAUUACGGCUUCGGUGGUAAUUUACUAAAGUGGUUUUAG
This is a messenger RNA of Paramuricea clavata, 2280 nucleotides long. NCBI's taxonomy places the organism in Eukaryota, Metazoa, Cnidaria, Anthozoa, Malacalcyonacea, Plexauridae. The record is from the annotation of a GenBank genome assembly.